Molecule: messenger RNA, 2406 nt
Organism: Aspergillus tanneri
Lineage: Eukaryota; Fungi; Ascomycota; Eurotiomycetes; Eurotiales; Aspergillaceae
Product: repressor protein
Exons: 2
Coding region: 1-2406 (801 amino acids)
Biological process (GO): chorismate biosynthetic process
Molecular function (GO): 3-phosphoshikimate 1-carboxyvinyltransferase activity; 3-dehydroquinate dehydratase activity; shikimate 3-dehydrogenase (NADP+) activity
Source: RefSeq, a predicted model, not a curated record
AUGCAACCUGAAGCUCAUUCCAAAUUUAAUCUGGAUGCCUCUCUAGUGCUUGUUGGUGUUCGUGGCUGUGGAAAGCGUUCGUUAGGGUUUAUCGCUGCGACGGCCUUGAAACGACGGUUUAUCACCGAAGAUCAUUAUUUCAAGGAAGUAACCGGGCUCACGCGUCAUGAAUACCUCCAGCAUUAUGGAAGCCAAGAAUUCCAACGUCGCGAUAUUGAGGUCAUCAAGUUAAUGCUCGACAAUCACCGUUCAUGUUGCGUUAUCGAAUGUGGCCUUGCAAGUCUUACUCGUCCCGUCCAAGAGCAUCUUCGCCGAUAUUCCGCGACUAACCCAGUUGUGCAUAUCGUCCGUGAUAUGGACCGCAUACAGAGUACACUUGGUCUAGAGGACCAGUCGUUCAAGUUAUUGUGUGAGGGAGACCCUCUACACCGCACAUGCACCAAUUUCGAGUUUUAUAACAUCGAAGAACGAUCCAACGAAUCUACUCAUACUGAUGAAGAAACUCCGGAUCGCCGAUCUGUUGAUUACUCGUUCAAACUUAAAGAGGCCAAGGAGGACUUCACCCGUUUUGUGCGAUUUAUCACAGGAAUGGAUGUUGGCCAUUCUGGCUAUGAUUCCCCUUUCGUACUCCUAGAAAUACCUCCGGAGCUUCGGUCCUUUACUCACGCUAUCUUUGUUCGAUCUUCUGAGCUUAUGGAUGGCGCUAUUGACUUGUGUGAACUUGAAUUUGGCGGAGACGCUAUUGAGAUAUGUGUUGAUCGGUGGAGCCCUGUGAUGGCGAGUACCGUGAGCAUGCAGGUUUCGUUGCUCCGGAGAAGCGCGCGCAUUCCUAUCAUUUUCUCCAUUGACACUUCACCAAAAGGAAUUUACAGCAGCGAUUUAUCUUCAGUGCGAAUGAGGAGCAUAUAUUCCGAGGUCGUAGAACAUGGUUUGCGACUUGGAGUGGAAUACUUGGCUGUUGAUCUGGGCCAAGACCGCUCUUUGCUUCAUCGUGUGAUCAGCAACAGGGGAAUGACUAAGAUAAUUGGUCAGCACAUUUAUGAAUUAUCUUCCGGGGUGGCUUGGGAUGACGAGGACUGUCUCUCUUUGUACGGUGAGGCUGAAAAGCUUGGGUGCCAGCUUGUCCGCAUUCUACGGGUGGCAGUGGAGCGUGAGGAUAAUGCAGCUGUUGCAAAGUUCACCAAUAAGGUCCAGUCACUUACUGGUGCCCAUCCACCCCUCAUCGCCUAUAACAUAGGCCGGCUUGGACGAACUUCCCAAGUCUUCAAUUCUAUCCUUAGUUCUGUAACUCAUCCAGCAAUUAAACGAUCCACAGAUAAUGGGAAAGAUCCCUUGAUCACUUCGCGAGAUGCAGUUCAGGCUUUGUUUCGAAGUUACGUGCUCGACCCCCUCCAGUUCUACAUUCUUGGGGCUAGCGUAGCCUACAGCCUCUCCCCCGCUAUGCACAAUGCUGCUUUUCACUAUUGUGGUAUGAACCACGUGUAUAGUAUCCCUGAGUCUCCUUCUCUUGCGGUGUUGGAUAAGUUGGGUAGGGACCCACAUUUUGGAGGCGCCAGUGUUGUUCAACCAUGGAGAGUGCAGAUUUCCCAAAAACUCGCUUCGAAAAGUCGACAUGCAGAAGCGAUCGGAGCCAUCAAUACAAUCAUGCCUCUUCGGGCGCGAGCCGAUGGAUCCAUGCUCCCGCUGCAGGAACAAGCCAGCCGUCGCAACCAGGCCGGCCCUGUGUUGGGGUGGUAUGGGGAGAAUACGGACUGGGUGGGGAUUAUGACCUGCAUCAAUCGUAACCUCUCCCCACGCAAUGCUAUUAGUCCGUCGAAGACGACUGGCUUGGUCAUAGGAGCUGGCGGCAUGGGUCGGGCGGCCGUAUAUGCUAUGCUCCGGCUAGGGUGCCGCAAAAUUUUCAUAUACAAUCGAACCUUGUCACACGCGGAGAGCGUAGCUCGUCACUUCAAUUCUUGGGCUGCGUCGCAAGUAGGAUCAACAGAGGUUGUGCACAUAUUAAAGUCAAUACAGGAUGAGUGGCCCUCAGAUGUCUGUCCUCCAUGUUUAAUUGCCUCUUGUGUUCCUGCAGACCCUGAUAGGGACGAGCCCCCAGCCAACUUUGAAAUGCCGAUGCAGUGGCUAGGAAGUCCGACUGGGGGUGUGGUUUUAGAGUUCGCAUACAAACCCCUGGAUACGCCGCUGUUGCGCCAGAUGCGUCGCAUUCGAAAUGAAACUGGACGACCAUGGGUUUUGGUUGAUGGACUAGACAACGUUUCUGAGCAAGCCAUUGCCCAAUUUGAGUUAUUGACCGGACGGAAAGCACCGCGUCGACUAAUGGCUCUGGAGGCUCUCCGGAAUUAUGUCGGUGAGAAUGGUUGCUUUGAUGAAAAGACGAUUCAAGCGCGGCUUAAUGGUAUUCGUUAA